Messenger RNA from Mangifera indica (mango), 2780 nucleotides. RefSeq names its product proline-, glutamic acid- and leucine-rich protein 1-like. The transcript has 13 exons. The record is from RefSeq and is a predicted model, not a curated record. Gene Ontology annotation, biological process: rRNA processing. Bases 112 to 2658 code for a protein of 848 amino acids. Gene Ontology annotation, cellular component: nucleus. Lineage: Eukaryota; Viridiplantae; Streptophyta; Magnoliopsida; Sapindales; Anacardiaceae.
GGUUACUUUGGCCUAAAACAAAAUUUCCAAUUCUGUUUCUAGGGUUUUAGUGUUAAACCCCUAAAACCCUGACCGCCAUUCUUGCUCAUCUGCUCUUUCUGAGCUUCAAUAAUGUCAGUUUUAGACAACGUGAAGGACAUGUACGAUGUCAAAUUGAAGCCACGUAUGCUCAGAACCCUCAUCAGAGAACAGUUUCCCGACGAAAAUCAUCCCGGUCGGCUCCCCCCCGAGCUCACAAAACUCAUCUCCCUCCUCCGAACUCACGAACUCUUAUCGGAAUCUUUCAAUGACUCAGUCGAUAAGACGCUUAAAGAGAGCUGGAAAUCUGCCGUCGAUGAUUGGCUCCACGCCGUGCUUAGCCUUGUUUCCUCCAAUAUGUCUAAUAAAUGUUGGACAGGAAUUUGUUUGCUUGGGGUGACUUGUCAAGAAUGUGCAGUUGACCGUUUGUUGGCAUCGUUCUCAGUUUGGUUCAACAGUAUUUACUCACACAUUCAGCCACCAGCAGAAUCUCAGUUUGUUAAGGUGGCUUCUCUUAACGCAAUGUCAGAUCUAUUCUCAAGAUUGGAUGCAUUACCAAAUGCAAAGAGAGAUGGGAGUUCCCUUGCUGGUAAACUUAUUCAACCACUUCUGAAGUUUUUAAAUGAAGAUGAUUCAGAAGCCAUCUGGGAAGCAGCAGUUCAUUUGUUAUGUACAAUAUUAACUUCCUUUCCAGCUUCUGUUCAUCGCUAUCAUGACAAUGCUGAAGUUGCCAUUGUGUCAAAACUUUUUUCAGGAAGCUGCAGUUUCAAGAUGAUGAAGAAACUGGCUUAUUGUCUAGCAUUACUCCCAAAAUCAAAAGGGGACGAUGAUAGCUGGUGCUCGAUGAUUCAAAAGAUCUUGUUAUUGAUAAAUGUUCACCUAAAUGAUUUCUUCGACGGUUUUGAAGAAGAAACUAAAGGUAGUGAAGCUGUUAGAGCAUUGGUUUCACCAGGAAAAGAUCCCCCACCUCCCUUAGGAGGUUAUACAUUGUUAGGUGAAGCCUUAGACAAGGCAACAAAGCAAUUACCAAUAUCCACCAUCUCUGUGCUGAUACUGUCCUGUUGUAUAAUGCUGACAAGCCCAUAUCCUGUUCAGGUGACCGUUCCUAUUGUCCCAUUAUUAGCCCUUGUUCAUCGGGUGAUCAUGGUGGAUGGCUCUGUUCCACGUGCUGCAUUGCCCUUUAUGACUGGAAUGCAGCAAGAAUUUGUUUGUUCAGAACUUCCAUUACUGCACUUGUAUAGUUUGCAGUUACUAACUGCAAUCAUUGAGGGCACACGCAGUCAACUAUUACCACAUGCUGCCUAUAUUGUGCGACUUGUCAAACAGUAUUUUAAAAGAUGUACACUGCCAGAGUUAAGGAUAAAGCUAUAUUCAGUCACAAAAUCAAUGGUGAUAUCUAUGGGUGUUGGAAUGGCACUAUACCUUGGACAGGAAGUAGCUGACAAUGCAUAUGCUGAUUUGAAUCCGGUUGAUGAUGACAGUAGCUUCACAGUUUCUAUUCCAAAUUUGAAAGCUGCUUCUUAUGCAGUGAUGCAAUCUAGUAGUAGGAAAAGGAAGCAUGGUAUCACUGAAUCUUUUGAGCAGCAAAAUGACAAAAUUGGUUUUGAAGUGGAAGCACUGAAAAACCGCCAACAAUCUCCGAUAGGUCUGAAGAUAGCCGCACUUGAGGCAAUAGAAGUUCUUCUAAAUGUGGGUGGUGGUUUGAGAUCAGAGUCCUGGCGACCAACUCUGGAUUUUCUUUUGAUUUCCUUAGCAACCAAUUGUUGUAAAGAGGGGUGGGGUAAUGAGAAGAGUACUUCCUCUCCCAAUGGUCCAACCUUCACUUUGGCAGAUUUGCAGCUUUCAGCAUUGAGUGCACUUUUGGCAUCUCUUCUUUCCCCGUCUCGUGGACGACCCCUGUAUUUGGCCCAGGCCCUCGAGCUUUUCCGCAGAGGAAAACAAGCUGGAACAAAGGUCGCUGGAUUUUGUGCCCAUGCUCUUUUAGCCUUGGAGGUGCUUGUACAUCCUAGGGGCCUUCCAAUGGAACGUGUUCCCACUUCAAAUUAUAACUCCUUUGAUAAAGUUAAAAACAGAUUUCCGGAAAAUGUAUAUGUGGGCGGUCAGAAGCACAACACUCAAGGUCCUCCUGAUUCAGAUGAUGACGACGACUUGUAUGUCAAAUGGGUAAGCAGUGAUACUGGUAAGGCUCCAGUGCUCGGCCCUAGUAAGAAAAUGAAAGACAUUCCUUCGGAAACCUUAGGAGCUUGCUUGACAGGAAAUCUAUCUGCGGCUGGCUCAUCUGGUACCAAAAUCUCAGAGCAAAGCAAAGAAGAUGAAGUAAUGGUCGAGUCGCAUCAACUUCAAGAAUCCAUUGGGCAGUUUCAGGAACAUGUCACUGGUGAUGUUAAAGACCCUGAAUUGGGAACCGAGAGAAACGUGGCAGAUAGAAGUUCAGAUGAUAAGGAUCAUGAAGUAGCUUCGACCAAGAAUUUGUUGACAGACAAGCAAGAUGGGUUAGCUAACAGAGUUGAAAACUUUGCCGGAGCAUCUUCUUCUGACAAAGGUAAGUCAUCUGUAUUUGAUUUGGAUGAUGAUUCGUCGAUGGAUUCGUUCCCUGAUAUCGUAACUGGAGAUCCUGAUUCUGAUGUGGGGGAAUUAUGAUGAAAUUUCAAUCAAUUAUUUUGACAGUCUAAAGGAGAUGUUAUCAAUGUAAUUACAUAUAUACUCCAGUUUUGAGUUUUGACACAGAGAAAAGCAUCUCAGAGUGAGGCCUCUUCAGCAAA